Linepithema humile (Argentine ant) is the source of this 2961-nucleotide messenger RNA. Lineage: Eukaryota; Metazoa; Arthropoda; Insecta; Hymenoptera; Formicidae. The record is from RefSeq and is a predicted model, not a curated record.
GUAUAAGAAUUGUAUUAUUUUAAUUGAGAUUAUGUGAAUUAUUGUGUUGACAUUUAUUCGUUAUAUACACCUCAUUCUCGUGUACUUGUAUACGCGUCAAUAGAACAUAUUCGACUUGUUAUCUUUACUAUGGCAACAGGAAUGCGCGUGGACAUGUAGCAAAUCAGAGGUAUCGCAUUGAUGUUUAGUCUCAUGGAAAUAAUGCAGCAGUUUUGAUCGAUUUUAGAAGCUUCUCUGAUCCAAUCUUUAAAUUUCGUCUAAACAAUGUUUUUCAUAUAAAUAAUUUAAAGUCUCUCGUAAUAAAGAAGGAUGGUAAGCAUAUGCUCCAUAUAAUAACGUGUAUUAGCGAGUACUAACAUAAAAAAAUGCCUAAAAAGAAAAAACGUGGUGGUGAGAAAGAGAAGAAGGUACGGAAAAAGUGUUUGAAUGAACGAGAAACGGUGUCCUAUGAACAGCAAAUUCUAGACAACAAUCUGCAACUGUCACGGCUACGCAGUCGAAAUGAGGAACUUGAAUGCGAGGUGAAAACUGUAACAAAGAAAUUCGAGCAAUUGAAAGAGGAUCAAUCUGAUGUCGUGGCACACUUGAAACGAAAUUUGGAAGGGAAGAUAGAAGAGGCUCGAGAGCUGAGCGAACGCUUACUGGCUUUAGAGGAAUUGAGAAAACAGGAACAGUCUGAAUACAAAAAGAAAGAAAACGCAAUGGAGCUCGAAUAUCGUACUAUGGAAAGUAAUUUGAGCGCGGAAGUAAAACUCGCAGCUGGCAAGUUGAACGCGUUAGAAGACUGGCGACUAGCUCGUUUGGAUUUAAUGCACAAAUUCGAGGUACAGGAAGAACAAAUUGGGAAGCAACAGGAAUUGCACAAAACGACACUCUACGAAACAGAGAAAUCAGUUAUUAUUGCAAAGGCUAAAAUGAGAAAGGAAAUGGAAGAACGGUUGAAACAGCUUGCUCAGGAUUUUAAGGAAGCGACAAAUAUUCGCAUUGCGGACGUAACGCACAAUACAAUCAGGAGAAAUAUCGCGCUAAAUCACGAGCUGAACUCGAUGCUGAAAGUCUGUCAGGAUUUGGAGAUGAAGAGUACGGAAUGCAAAGAUAACGAUCGCAUGCUCAGAUUGCAGUGCGAAUUAUUUGAGGCCGAAGCGAAGAUCGCGCUGGACAAUAUGAUAAAGCAGAGGCAUGCGAUGCACGAGCUCGCGCAGGGGCACAUAGAUUUGGCCCUCGAGUACGGGCGAACACAACGAGAGAACGCAAGACUCAACAAUUAUGAACAACUGAUAGACGAAUACAAGGCGAGGUGUGUGACGUCGGAGGAGAAGGCGAAGAUGCUCGAAGAACGCAUGGAGGAAGCCAAGAAAGCCAAAGAAAAUGUUCUGAUUGAAGUGCGAAAUAAAUGCAAGAAAUAUAACAAAUUGAAUAACAUUCUGAACGAAGCUAAGCGAUGCGUUUGGGAAGCAUUAGAGGUAUCUUAUCAAUCUCGCACGACGAGCGGUUGGAUUUAUCAUCACUGUACGCGUUUGAUAAAAUGUGAUACGCGAUUCUCUGAAAAUUUGCACAUCAUGGAAAUCGGAAGGAAAGAAGAAAAUAUCACUAGAAGAUUGGACGAGGCAGGUGCGGUUUUGAACAAUGAUCUAGAGUUCUGGAUGACUCGGUUUCCGGCGCCACUCAAGAAUACGCCCAUUAUUCACUUGGCAAUACCCGGUUCCCACGAUACCAUGACUUACACGAUUGAACCGCGCAACGACGUGGGGCCGGACGAGCCCGCCUUCAUCCGAAGACUCGGCCGUUACUGCUCAUUCGUGGCUAAGCCCAUUAUUCUAAAUUGGUCUAUUACACAACGCGAUGAUGUUAAACAACAGCUGAACGGCGGAAUUCGAUAUUUAGAUCUGCGCGUCGCCACAAAGCCGAGGACCAAGGACAUAUACUUCCUUCACGGUUUGUACGGCUCGGAAAUUACCAGGCCACUCCUGGACGUCGCCGAUUGGCUGACUUCGCACGCGAAUGAAGUCAUCAUCCUGGACUUCCAACACUUCUACGCCUUCACGGACGAGGAUCAUCGUCGUCUCGUGGAGAGGAUAAAUCGGACCUUCCACGGGAAGAUGUGCCCGGUCUCUUCCAGAUUCGAACAAAUAACACUGAACUGGCUGGCCACGAACAGGCACCAGGUGUUCGUGAUAUACAGGAACGUUUACGCGCGCAAUUUCUCGAAUCUGUGGCCGUCUGGCCUCUGGCGUACCGUUUGGCCCAACACCGUCGACGUGCACGAACUGAUCGACUUCUUGAAUAUCGAGCUGCAGAGUAGACCGUUGGACAUCGGGUUCGUGUCGCAAUGCCUCCUGACGCCGGACACGUCCUAUGUUUUAAAGCACUUGUGCGGCACCCUGCAAAGAGACUUGGUACCCCUUUGCCGAAAGCCGAUUCUCACGUGGAUAAAUGACAAGCGGCCUGGCCGCGGCGGGCUGAAUAUAGUUAUAGCGGACUUCGUGUCGGACAACAACUUUCUGUUCUCCAAAACGGUGAUUCAGAGUAAUGCAAGAUUCCUGCAUAGUUCAGAAAUUUACUAGAUUAAUUUCGCGUUUGCUUAACAGCGAAUUCGAUUGGGUGCAUUAAUGUACCCGGUUCGGAUUAAAGCCUGGUGGGACACGUUUUCAUCUACCUAAAAACAUAAAGUAUUUGAAAUGUCUGAUAUGUAUUCUAUUAAACACAUCGUGAAAUAAUAAAUUACACCGGAUUCAAUCUACUUAUAUACUAUACUUUAUGUACUUAUAUGGUAUGCAUUAUAUUUUUACACACAUUUGUAUACCAUAUCUUUGAUACGCACAUUAGUAUAUCUAACCGAAUUCGCUAUAAGGUCACAAAUGUGCAAUGUUAGCUUUACUAUCGCAUUGCUUAAGGCAUUUUUAUAUUCUACUCAUCAGUUGUCAUCCAUAAAAUAUGUAAAUAAACUUGAGAUAUUUUAAA